This is a messenger RNA of Rotaria sp. Silwood2, 396 nucleotides long. The record is from the annotation of a GenBank genome assembly. Lineage: Eukaryota; Metazoa; Rotifera; Eurotatoria; Philodinida; Philodinidae.
AUGACUGCCUGGAGUACUGGACUUUUUAAUUGUUUUGACGAUUGUGGCAUUUGUUUUUAUGGUUAUUGCUGCACACCGUGUCUAUUUGGAGAAAAUGCUGAAAAAAUUGAUGGCAGCAGUUUUUGUGGUUCAUGCUGUUCAUGGUGCUUGCUAGCAGGAUGCAGUUUAUGUUGUCUAGUACAUAUGGGCAAACGACAAACUUUACGUACUCGUUUUGGUCUUGAAGAAGAUUGUAAUGAUUGUAUAGCAACAACAUUUUGUGCUGCAUGCGCAAUAUGCCAAGAAGCACGUGAACUUAAAUAUCGUUCAGCCGUUCCUGCAGGGCCAACACUAGUUGUAACACAGCCAAUGGGCAUGGGUUUUCAAUCACCAUAUGGACAACCAGGAAAUAUGUAA